UUAGGUAGUGUGUAUACAAAUGCGUCAGUGUUUUGUUUACUUGUAAAGACGUGUUUGUGUUGCCGCUGUAUUUGUUUCGUGUACAGUUGCUAAGAUAGUUUUUCAUGAACUGUAACAGGAAUGAAUACAAACAUGAAACGAAAUAUUCAACCUGAAAAUUUAGCAGAUAGCCCAGAAUCUGGAAAAAGAAUACGAACAAGUAGCAAAAUGGAAGCUGGUGAUGGAGAUGAAGGAACACCAAUAGGUAGAGUCAUAUCGAUUUUUUCCUUAUUGUGUGUAAUAAUUUAUCACAAAUGUUUUGUAAAGGUUCAAAUACCCAUGCUAAUGUCAUUGUUGUUUAACUUUUAUGCAAAAGUGGAAAACUCAAAAUGGCAGCUUUCAAAAGUUGAUGUGAAAGAAAGGUUGGAAUAUUUGAGAACUUCAGCCAGUUUCAGUGACUGUGUGCUGCUUGUAGGAAGUGGUGAUGCCGUAGAGACAAUACGGACACAUAAAAUGGUUCUUUGCAUGUCAAGUGUGAAAUUCGAGGAAAUUUUAUUGACUCGUUCAGCAGAAGAUGCCAUUACCAUAACUGAUGUGGAACCUCGUAUAUUUCAUUUGAUGCUUGACUACAUGUAUUUGGAUAAACCAAUCAUCAAAUCAUCAGAAGAUGCUUGUUUGCUGUACAAAGCUGCAGUAACAUAUCAGAUGCCUCAUCUAUGUGAAAUAAGUGCCAAAGUUUUAUCAAAAAGUUUAAAUCUUGAUAAUAUCUGGUCAAUAUUAAAGUUGGUAUCAGACACCCAAGAAACAUCACUUAAGGAAGAAUGUGAAAAGUUCAUCAGAAAACAUCCAUUAGCAAUUCUUCGGCAUGACAAUUUUAUAAAAGUUGAUGCCAAUAUUGUGCUUUUGAUGGUUGACCUGGACUGCUUUGAUGUUCCAGAAAUAGAUAUUUACACUGCAGUAGAUAAGUGGGCUGAACAUCAGUGUGAAAAAGUGAACAUAGCAGCUGAUAGGAACAACAAACGAGAAGUUAUUGGGUCAGAUAUACUGAGGAAACUGCGUUUUUUGGCACUAAAUAAAGAGCAGUUUGUGGAAAAAGUGGCAUACACUACGGAGAAUUCUACUACUUGUUUAUUAUCUAUUGAGGAAAGUUAUGCUGUGCUGAUGAAUAUGACAGUACCUGGAUGUUAUCCAAUGCCUACAGGUUUCACAGUUGAUAAUAAACCAAGGAAGUUGUCAAAAUUGCGCUGUAUACGUAAAGUUCAGCCGAUAUCUGCCCAGCCACCUUAUGCUUCAUACAAUACUCCCCCAUAUACGUCACCUACAACAUUUCCCCAUAUGGCUGUUGUUGCCAUGCCUACAGCUUCACCAAGUGGAAAUCUUGGUGGAAAAAAUUUUUCUUUGGAGAUAAGAGUUGAUUUUCCCAUAAUGCUGUUUGGAAUCCAAGUUCCAACACUGUUGUUUCCAUCUCAACAGGGACCUCUAGGACCCAGAGAUUAUGAUGAAUCUUUUAUUGUUACUGUUCUAGACUCUUCGGGAAGCCCCAUCAGCCAUACUGUUUAUUCUGGAAAAGUUCCUUAUGGGUCUGCAUUUGACAUUAGCCUUAAAGAUCCUGUUCUUCUGCAGAAAAAUACAGGUUAUAAAAUUCAAAUAUACACAAGUAACACAUACUUUUUGUGUAGGAAGCUUUCUAACAUUGAGCACUGCCCACCAGUGAAAUUCACUUUCAAAGAUUCUACAAAAGUUGCUCCUCCAAAUACAAAUCCAAUGUUUGUGACAAGCAACAUGAAACAGGACUCUGAUUUUGGUUUUGUCACUCAGAUUAUAUAUUCUUUAUGGGGUUAGCUUGGUUAUACUGUUGAAAGUUAAGCAUUAUGAAUCCUCAUUUUUUCACAGCAUUAAUCUCUUUUCUGCUCAGGUGCUUUUCCACCUUUUACAUUUUCAGUCAUCUGGAAUUUUCCAUGAAGUCAAUUGUUGUAUGCAGGUUUUUUUAGCAGCACUGUGAAUGAAUGUUAAAUACAUUGUAUCAUAUGUAUUUUCUUCGUGUGAACUGGGCACAGACUGAGUAAGUACUAUGUUUUAUUUGACUGAUCUUUUAUGUAACUGUCAAAACAGUACACUGUGACAUUUAGAGUGAGGAAAGGUAUGUGUAAACAUAUAUUCAUACACAGACCAGUAGAUAUAAGAUAAAGUGAAUAUGUACAUAUAUUUUCAUGACAAAUUGCUGUAAUGGCAAUAGUUUUUUCCUUCUGUUUCCAUUGUUUUUUUCCAUACAUAGAACUCCUUUACAGAAUAGCUUCAUUGUAUAUUACUAUGUUGAAUAGAGAUAAGCUUUUUUGUUUAAGGAAGCAAAAGUUUGUUUUAAAUGAGGAACUAACCCUCAUCAACACUGCUUUCCCUCCCCCUCUCCCCUUUUCUCCUUCCUCUUCUCACUUUUCCUGUCUCUCAACAUAAUCCCUGUAGAAAAUCUGUUGUGCAGUUAGUAGUAUUGAGUCUUUGUUCGUGUAAAUAAGUUAUUGGGUACUGAAGAUGUGUGUAUUUGUGAAUGUAAAACUUGUAAAUGCUACAGUAAAUAUUUAUUUAAUGGAUGUUUUGAAAACCACCUUUUGAUAACUGCUGCAAGUACACUUUGUCUUCUAAUGGGUAUGCUUGUAAUAAUGCAUACUUUCUCAGUAUUGUAAAAUAGUAAAAUAAUAAGAGUGCAGGAAAUCUCAUUUGUGUAUAUACGCAAACAAAUAGUUAAUAAUGUAACCAAUAUUUUUGUAUGUAUGAACACAAAAGUUGAAUGACUGAAUUUUGGAAGGUUGACUCUUCUUACAGAUCUGUUGUGCUUUCCUUUAUUUGCUUGUAUAUGUAUAUUUCUGUAUGUAAAUGUGAUUAACUCAAAGAUUCUUUUUCGUAGAAACAGUUGCUUUUGGCACUGUUAUGUAAAGAACCCAUGUUCUUUUUGUAGUGUACAUUAUUGGCUGUUAAAUAAAAUUGAUAAAUACAAGACAGUUAA
Schistocerca gregaria is the source of this 2977-nucleotide messenger RNA. RefSeq names its product BTB/POZ domain-containing protein 1-like. Lineage: Eukaryota; Metazoa; Arthropoda; Insecta; Orthoptera; Acrididae. The coding region runs from base 121 to 1821 and encodes 566 amino acids. Gene Ontology annotation, biological process: neurogenesis. The transcript is spliced from 5 exons. The record is from RefSeq and is a predicted model, not a curated record. Gene Ontology annotation, cellular component: P-body; cytosol. Gene Ontology annotation, molecular function: protein binding.